GUACAAAUGAAGAUAGUAUAUGUUGAAAAGGAACAGUUAAUUAUGUCAGGUUCAGAAUUUUUUAUCAAGACAAAAGGAUCAGUUGUAAGGAACAGAAUAUCAGCUGCGUGUAUCACGUGACAUUCAAAAUUGAGAUGGAUGCUCCAGCUAAACCGGACAAGAUCAUAGAGGAGCUUGGAGGAUGUGGGCGUUAUCAAAUCCGUAUGAGCGUUAUUGUGCACGUGAUUAAAUCAAUCGUCUGCUUCAGUACUCUUUCAACUGUUAUUAUCUCGGCAACUCCGCCAUGGCGUUGUACAGACACUAUCGUUCUAAACAACAGUUCCUCGUGCCAGACUGUGCACAAUGGGUCUGAGAUAAACAUAUGCCCAUAUAAAGCGUGUACCAUUCUCAAUGACACGAAAUGUUCAAAUUUCGUUUUUGAGGGCCAUCUUAAAACAGUUGUCAGUGAGUUUGGAUUAGUAUGCGAACUCGACUAUAUCCCAAGUCUAAUAAUGACGCUUCAAGUAGCGGGACUGCUCGCCGGAAACAUCAUGGCUGGACAAUUAGCGGACUUGGUGGGUAGGAAACCCCCAUUCUUCACAUCCAUGGUCCUAAUAAUAGUUUUCAACCUUGUCGGAUUCUUGUCAGUAAACUGGGUCAUGUUUGCAGUCGCAAGAAUUUUCGUUGGCAUGGGGGCAGGAUUUUUUCUGACGACACAGUACAGUUUGUUGUCCGAAUUCUCGCUAGCAAAAUGGCGGGUUUGGAUUGUCGGGUUCCCGUCAUGGCCAAUAGAAGGCUGUGUGUUUGCUUUAUGUGCAUGGCUUUUACAGGACUGGAGAUACAUGCAGCUUCUUAUCAGCAUCAUGGGUAUUCCAUGCUUGCUUGCAUGGUUUAUCAUUCCCGAAAGCUUCCGAUGGUAUAUCGGUCACGACAAGACUGAGAAAGCGCUGGAAGUGAUCAACAAAGUCGCCAAAUAUAAUCGUCGCCAUAAGGUGGAUGUCGGCCAUCUUAUGGAGAAACCGGAAGUGAAAAAAGACCGGAAAUACACCGUUGUUGACUUGUUUAGAUCAAAAGCUCUUAUUCGAAACACUGUCCUCUCAAUAUUUAAUUGGAUGGGUUUGGGCUUGGUGUCUUAUGGCAUCAAAUAUGGAAUCCAGGCUUUGUCAGGGAACAUUUUCUUCAACUUCUUUCUCUUUAAUCUUGUCGGUAUACCGUCAAAAGGAAUUGCUCUUUGGCUUCAAAACAGGUUCGGGCGGAGACUCACGGCCAUGCUGUGUUAUACAACUGUUGGUAUUAGCGGCUUCAUUGUCGGAAUAGUGCAAACAAUUGAUGCACCGAAUCGAGAUGCUCUCACUAACGGAUUCGCCCUAUUAGCAAAUAUUGGAAUCACGACAGCCUGGGGUCCUGUACAGACGAUGACCAUUGAGCUGUAUCCAACCGUUGUCAGAAAUAUUGGAUUCGGCUCCCUUAGUGUGAUGGGUAGGAUUGGUGCUAUGAUUGGGCCCCAGUUAGUUUACUUGGAUGCGUAUAUACCCGGCUUACUCUACUAUGUAUGCGGGGGAGUAUCGGUGGUCUGUGUCAUUGGAACGUUUGGACUUCCGGAAACAAUGAACGCUGAUCUGAGUGAUAAAAUUGCUCAUAAGAACGAGAAGAAGGUCACAGAAAAUCACAUUACAAAUGGAAUAGUCUGAACACAGUGAAAUAAAUGUAUACGACAACAGUUAUUUGACAGAAUAUUUAUGGAAAUUAUUGUGCAUUUAUUCAGAAUAAUUUAUACUUUUGUAUUCGAGUUAAAUCUAACAUGUGUCCAUUUUUAAAAUGUGCACACAUGCAUAAAAAUUGCCCGUCCGCUAAAUAUGUAAUGCAAUCGUCCAAUUAUAUAGUCGUUAA
Ruditapes philippinarum (Manila clam) is the source of this 1869-nucleotide messenger RNA. RefSeq names its product organic cation transporter protein-like. Bases 135 to 1670 code for a protein of 511 amino acids. Gene Ontology annotation, biological process: transmembrane transport. Gene Ontology annotation, molecular function: transmembrane transporter activity. The record is from RefSeq and is a predicted model, not a curated record. The transcript is spliced from 9 exons. NCBI's taxonomy places the organism in Eukaryota, Metazoa, Mollusca, Bivalvia, Venerida, Veneridae. Gene Ontology annotation, cellular component: membrane.